ACUACCAUUGCUCCCUCACAAACACACUGACUGACACAAACAAACAGAGAUGGCGAAUAGGAUGAGGAUAUUAAACCCUACGAUUCUUUCUCUACUGCUACUAUGUUCAAUCGUUUCAGCUAAAGUCUUCUUCGAAGAACGUUUUGAAGAUGGAUGGGAAAACAGGUGGGUUAAAUCUGACUGGAAGAAAGAUGAGAACAUGGCUGGGGAGUGGAAUUACACCUCCGGAAAAUGGAACGGUGAUGCCAAUGAUAAAGGUAUUCAGACAAGUGAAGACUACAGAUUUUAUGCCAUAUCUGCUGAGUACCCUGAAUUCAGCAACAAAGACAAAACAUUAGUUUUUCAGUUUUCUGUUAAGCAUGAGCAGAAACUUGAUUGUGGUGGUGGUUAUAUGAAAUUGCUCAGUGGUGAUGUUGACCAGACCAAAUUUGGCGGUGACACCCCAUACAGUAUCAUGUUUGGACCUGAUAUCUGUGGGUAUGCUACAAAGAAAGUUCACGCAAUCCUCACAUACAACGGGGAAAACAAAUUGAUCAAGAAAGAUGUUCCAUGUGAAACUGACCAGCUUUCGCAUGUAUAUACUUUCAUCCUUCGCCCUGAUGCUACCUACACUAUCCUCAUCGAUAAUGUAGAGAAACAAACAGGAAGCUUGUACUCUGACUGGGAUCUUCUCCCUGCAAAGCAGAUUAAGGACCCCGAAGCCAAAAAGCCUGAAGAUUGGGAUGACAAGGAGUUCAUUCCUGACCCUGAAGACAAGAAACCUGAGGGUUAUGAUGACAUUCCAAAGGAAAUCCCAGACCCAGAAGCCAAAAAGCCUGAAGAUUGGGAUGAUGAGGAAGAUGGUGAGUGGACGGUUCCAACUAUUCCAAACCCCGAGUACAAGGGUCCUUGGAAGGCGAAGAAAAUCAAGAACCCAAACUACCAAGGGAAAUGGAAGGCACCUAUGAUUGAUAACCCAGAUUUUAAGGAUGACCCUGAACUUUAUGUUUUUCCCAAGUUGAAGUAUGUUGGCAUUGAGCUAUGGCAGGUAAAAUCUGGAACUUUGUUUGACAAUGUCUUGAUAUGUGAUGAUCCUGAAUAUGCCAAACAAAUGGCAGAAGAAACAUGGGGCAAACAAAAAGAUGCUGAAAAGGCAGCAUUUGAAGAGCUAGAAAAGAAGGAGGAAGAGGAAUCAAAGGAUGACCCGACUGAAUCUGAUGCUGAGAAUGAUGAUGCCGAAGCAGAAGAUGAGGAUGAGUCCGAUGAAAGUGAUGUCAAGGAUGAGCUAUAGAGGGAAGAUAACUUGAAUCCUGAGCUAUCGAGCAAUUAGCAUUUUUCAAGACUUUGUUUGCUUUAGUGACAGUUUUAGGCCUUUUUUAUAAUAGGAUAUGAAACAAUUGGGAAAUGUAAUGCAGAUUUUCUGCCCUUGAUUUGAAUUGCUUUGAGAAAUUUAACCGUCGGAUUAUUAAUAGAAUGGAGCAGAAUUUGUGUGCUGAUUA
Molecule: messenger RNA, 1478 nt
Organism: Erigeron canadensis
Lineage: Eukaryota; Viridiplantae; Streptophyta; Magnoliopsida; Asterales; Asteraceae
Product: calreticulin
Exons: 14
Coding region: 50-1270 (406 amino acids)
Biological process (GO): protein folding
Cellular component (GO): endoplasmic reticulum; endoplasmic reticulum membrane
Molecular function (GO): calcium ion binding
Source: RefSeq, a predicted model, not a curated record